Molecule: messenger RNA, 1956 nt
Organism: Arabis nemorensis
Lineage: Eukaryota; Viridiplantae; Streptophyta; Magnoliopsida; Brassicales; Brassicaceae
Source: the annotation of a GenBank genome assembly
AUGUUCUCUUUGAGUAUUUAUACUGACUGGUAUAUGCUCUUCUUUGUUGAUUUCAUCAGUCAAAUUAGCUUUGAUCUCUUGGUGAUAUUGCUCUUUCUUUGGUUGGAAGAGAUCGAUGUUGAUAAACUUGAUACCGGGAGUUAUCGGGAGGUGAUAGACCACUUCUUUCAAGAGUAUAAGAUAAAUAGAUACACGAGGAAAGAGAUCCUCCGCACAGAACCAUAUAAUUGCUGGGGUUAUGUAGCGACAGAUCUCUUUAGUGCUAGGCGUUUGAUUACCGGAGAAGAUAGCGUUUAUCGCACAUUCAGUGUGAGAUACCUCACUUUCUAUGCUUCUGAGAUGCUGCGAUCUAUUGCACAAAGUGAAGGUGAGAAACACCAUUGCCACGGGUUCACUAUUGCUCGCGCUCUUAAGUUUAUUAGGGAUAAAGGAGUGCCGGAAGAAGACCCUAUAGACGCGGAGCAGGAUUUUGAUUGUGUUACCGAUCGUCCUGAAGAAAAUCCUCCAAACAUGUACCAGCUUGGUGAAGACGUGGAAAUCCGAGAAUCAGACAAGUUGCAGGAUUUGUAUGACAUGAUACUUUAUCAACCGGUUGGGGCAAAUCUGCAUUGUUUUGAACCAGAAAUCAGUAAUAUUGGCUCCGAAAUGUACGUUGGAGCUACAAGUAACGAGUCUGUAUAUUCAGGACUUCACACCGUGGAAAUUGUGGCAAUUAGAAGAGUCAAUGGAAAGCUGGUGGCGAUUGUGAAGAAUAGCCACGGCGUGGGAAAAGGAAAAGAUGGUUACAUAAUGGUGUCACUUACCAGAAUGGUUAUUGGUAUGGGACAAGGUAACGAAUUAUACUCUGCAUCCUUGCUGCUCACCAACUUUUCCUGUCCAGUAAUACCAAGACCUCGAGAAGCAGAAACAGGGAGAGAGAACAAGAAAAAGAAGACUUGCUCUUAUUCCAAAAAUGCUCCUCUUGUUAAGACCACACCGGAAUGGGACAUCCGCCAACAGCUAAUGCUGCCUGAAUGGAUGAUUAACAUCCCUGAUAAUCUGAGUCGAAAUUGGUUUGUGUUAGCAAGACCAGCUGGAAAAAGAUGCUUUGUAGUUUCAUCAGAUGGAACUACGGUUAGUAGAGUACGAGAUGGAUCCAUCUUGCAUCGUUUCCCUUCUGCAUUGCCUGGUGGCUCCAGGAAGAAAGGCACUUCUGGCCCCUCACAGUCAUAUACUAUACUAGACUGUAUAUUUCACGAGGAGGUGGUUUAUUACUGUUUAAUGCAGCCGGAUCAGACAUACUACGUGAUUGAUAUGAUUUGUUGGAGAGGUUACUCGCUUUAUGAAUGGACAGCAGAGUUCAGGUUCUUUUGGGUGCAAUCAAAGCUUGCUGAGAUAGGUGCUUGUGAUCCGCCUUCCUUUUACCACAAGUUCAGGUUCAGUACAGUUCCUUUCCAUAACUGCGACCAAAGCGGACUUCACUCAGCUUAUACAGGAUCACUACCUUAUGUCAAGGAUGGAUUGUUGUUCUAUAACAAGCAAGCACAUUAUCACACUGGAAAUACUCCUCUGGUGUUGAUAUGGAAGGAUGAUAAGUGUAGUCAAUGUGUCAUGGAUACAGAUUACGAUGGAAAAGUUCCAAAGCAACAUGUAAUCGUCUUGGAGUUGGAAGAUGAUGGGAAGCUGGUAACCUCAGAUGAUCCACCUGUAGCACUUAGUUGCCUGAACGAAGAAGAGUCAUCAGGGCUACCUUCAGGAAGCCGUGUUCGCGUUGCCGCUGUCGAUGGAGGGCUCAGCUUGGUGGAUGGUAGACUUGAGAAGGCGAAUUUGCAAUAUAUCAGUGUGUCAAACAGAGCUUUUGCUGAUAGCUAUUCCAAGAUCAUGUUCCAACACAAGGCCCGGAAUUCUCCCCUGAAAAUAGAAGAUCUCGCAGCAACGAUUUCACAUGAGAACCAGCAAGAAGACAAGUCCCCCUGA